This is a messenger RNA of Musa acuminata subsp. malaccensis (wild Malaysian banana), 443 nucleotides long. The record is from RefSeq and is a predicted model, not a curated record. Lineage: Eukaryota; Viridiplantae; Streptophyta; Magnoliopsida; Zingiberales; Musaceae.
CCGCAUCGCCUCCUUCCGCGUCUGUUAUCCUCCUCCUUUUCUAGGGUUCGGGUUAACGUUUCUUCCGUGACAAGAAUCCUAUUCCUCCUCAUCUCCGUCUUCCAAUCUCAAUUACUCCCUCCUCUUUCUCUCUCGAAUCGAGUCGAUCAUGGAGAUCGAAUGCUUGAAGGAGUUUCCCCACCCUCUGAUGGAUCGCCGGCCCCGGAAGCGCCCGAGGUUAGGGUGGGACGUUGACCCCCUUACCGCGGCCAAGGCUCAAAUAGGUAUCUUAUGUGGACAAGAAGUUAACUUGAAGAGCUUGGUUCCUUCGGGGGGUGCUUCAGAUCACACUUGUGCAUCCCAGUCUGCAAAGGAUCAGGAACGAGAUGCUUCCCCUCCUUGGAGAGGAGAUGAUAAAGAUGGGCAUUACAAGUUUGAACUUGGAGAAAAUUUAACCUCUCGCU